AUGAGCGGAGCCAGUUAUAGACGGAACUUCAGCAGCCGCUCGCUGGGCUCGUAUCCUCCUGCAGGAAGAACUAUUCCCAGGCUGGGUAGCUCAUACUUUGGUUUUGGGGAGGUUCCUGCUCCAGGCCGUUCCAUCGGUGCCGUGAUGGUGGACAUGAGCCUCCUGGCUUCUCUACAGCUCGAGCUGGACCCCAGGAUCCAUGAGGUCAAACUGCAGGAGAAAGAGCAGAUCAAGAGUCUUAACAACCGCUUUGCAUCCUUCAUUGAUAAGGUUCGUCACCUGGAGCAGGAGAACAAGAUGUUAGAAACUAAAUGGCAGUUGUUGCAGAGCGACUCUCAGUCCACGUCGGACCUGGGGUCCAUGUUGGAGUCCUACAUCAGCAAACUACAGUCCAAACUCCACAACCUCCACACCAGCGAGGAGAAGCUGAAGUCCGAGUUACACCACGUCCACUCACUGGUGGACAAUGUCAAGCAGAGGUAUGAAGAUGAGAUCGACAGGAGAAUCUCAGCAGAAAACGAUUUUGUCAUUUUAAAGAAGGACGUUGAUACGGUUUACAUGGUCCGGACUGCGCUGCAGGACAAACUGGAAGGACUCCUGGAGGACCAGGACUUCUUUAAGACCUUUUAUGAGCGGGAACUGCGAGAGCUAGCGACGGAGCUGGAACGCGUCUCUGUGGUGGUGGAGAUGGACAACAGCCGCCAACUAAACCUGGACCAGAUCGUACAGGAGGUGAAGAGUCGCUACGAGGAGGUGUCAGCGCGGAGCCGGCAGGAGGCAGCGGCCUGGUUCGAAAAAAAGUUUGAACUGGUCUCGUCCCAGGCUGAGCAGCGCGGCUCCGAGUUGAGGAACGCUAAGCGUGAGAUCUCAGACCUGAAGAGGGUGAUCACGCGGCUACAGACGGACGUCGCUGAUGCUAAAGCGCAGUGUGAGAGGGUGGGUGAUCAGAUCUCUGAGGCGGAGCACGGUGGUGAAGCGGCGGUACAGACGGCCACACGGCGGCUCAGAGACCUGGAGGGGGCGCUACAGAGGGCGAAGCAGCAAAUGGCCGAGCAGGUGCGGCAGUACCAGGAGGUCAUGAGCACCAAACUGGCUCUGGACAUGGAGAUCGCCACCUACAGGACACUGCUGGAGGGAGAGGAGAGUCGAAUUGGUCAACAUUCAGUUAAAAGUGUCCAGUUGCUGCCAAACACCAGUUACGCUGCGCCGGCGACGCCCAUCGUUAUCAGUAAGUUUUAAUGAAGAUGAUCGACACUCAGGAGAACGACUUCAGUUCUGCUCAUCAUUCUUAUUAAGAUCUACAACCUAACAUCAUCACCACCAGAGCACAGCAGCUCCUCUUCAUCAUCAUCAUCCUCAUCAUCACCAUCAUCAUCAUUCUUAUUAAGAUCUACAACCUAACAUCAUCACCACCAGAGCACAGCAGCUCCUCUUCAUCAUCAUCAUCCUCAUCAUCACCAUCAUCAUCAUUCUUAUUAAGAUCUACAACCUAACAUCAUCACCACCAGAGCACAGCAGCUCCUCCUCCUCCUCCUCAUCAUCAUCAUCACCACUGGACUGAUAAUUCUGUGCUGUGUGAGGUUCUGGAUUGUACCAUCUUGUUUGGUUGGAAAUGUUUGGCUAUGACGUCAAACAACAACGAUUCCUUAUUAAUAAAAGUUUGAAUAUU
Messenger RNA from Trichomycterus rosablanca, 1669 nucleotides. RefSeq names its product keratin, type II cytoskeletal cochleal. The record is from RefSeq and is a predicted model, not a curated record. Lineage: Eukaryota; Metazoa; Chordata; Actinopteri; Siluriformes; Trichomycteridae. The transcript is spliced from 9 exons. Gene Ontology annotation, cellular component: keratin filament. The coding region runs from base 1 to 1239 and encodes 412 amino acids. Gene Ontology annotation, molecular function: structural constituent of skin epidermis. Gene Ontology annotation, biological process: intermediate filament organization; keratinization.